CGUAUCCUUGUUCUCGUGAUGGCGUUAAGUUUGCCACCCGUAAGUCCGCCGCCAUCUCCGCCGGAGGGGUGUCGUCUCGGUGGGGGGAGCAGCAUCCGUGGACCGCGCUCCGUCUCCUGGUCACUCCCCAGCCCACAUUCUGCCCGCACUUCCAUCUCACUCCCCGCUAUUCGGAUUGAACACGUGGACCAAUACCACCACAGCCAUCAGAGUAGCGAACGUUUAGCGGAUGAGGACCCCAACUCUCCCGAGUUUCUGGACUGGCGUCGCCUUCACCUGAGCAGGGCGAAAUUGUCGGGAAUUACAGAGAUGGCCGCAUUGAUGGCGGGAUUCUCCGUGGUGGCCACGGUUGAGCUCCAGAUUAACGAGGAUGCUCAUCCCUACAUGCUGACCGCCUUCACCGUCACGACCGCUCUGCUCGUCUGUACCACAAUGCUGGCCAUCAUGAUCUCCACUUGUAUCCUACCGCACGUCACUGUGGUCGCCAAGAUGCAUCCGCACAGCAAACCCCACGAGAGUCCGCAUGACGCCAUGAUGUGGUAUAUCGACCUCUCCUGGGUCUUGGCCAACUCGACGUCCAUCUUCCUCUUCACGCUGGACGUGAUUCUGCUCUGCUGGGUCAAGUUCACCCACUUUUCGGAGGCCGCUUCCAUCGCCGCGACCGUCAUCAUGAUUCCCGUCCUCGUGGCCACGUGCAUUUUUGGAAUCCUCUUUUACCGGAAUAUCGUCAAGCACCAGUUUCUCCUCAGCGAGUCCAAGGUCGAAGAGCUCGAGGAGUUCAAACGACAAAUCGACCAGGUGUCCAGCCUCGUCGGCAGAAAUAAUGUCAUCCAAGUUUAAAUUAGGAAGUGUUUUAAAAUUACCAGGAAAUUUUCCAUAUGCAAAUUAAAUUAAAUUAUUCCCACGACAUA
Molecule: messenger RNA, 911 nt
Organism: Folsomia candida
Lineage: Eukaryota; Metazoa; Arthropoda; Collembola; Entomobryomorpha; Isotomidae
Product: calcium release-activated calcium channel protein 1
Exons: 5
Coding region: 19-840 (273 amino acids)
Biological process (GO): store-operated calcium entry
Cellular component (GO): membrane
Molecular function (GO): store-operated calcium channel activity
Source: RefSeq, a predicted model, not a curated record